AUGAGCUUUGCAGACUACGCAUCCACUGGGACGAUUCCCGUAGCAGCUGGUCACAAUGUCUCCACAUCAUUUAAUUAUCAAUCUGCUCAUACGCGUCAAGCUAUUGAGGGCGCGACUUUAAAACUUGAGCAAUUUCAACGCCAAGUUCUUGCAAUCAAGCGUGCGUCCACUGCUAUCGGCUCUGUGGACGAGGACUUGCAUGAUCGUAUUCGCUUUGCAUGUUUGCUGCAAGAAGAGAUUGCUACAGCGCUAUCCCGUGUACCUGCUGAUGCUGCCAACUCGCUUAUCAAGCGGAAGCUGUGCAAAGACUUUGAGAGUAUUUCGAAUCAAUUGGAAACUGCCGUGCUACGAGUUUCAGCUCGUGAACAAGAGCAACAACAGGCGCUUAAAGAUCAACAGCACGAUGGUCGUAUUGUAGCCGAACAUCAAGGGAAAGUGUUUGAGUUUGCCGAGCUUGAAAACGAAAUUGCGCACAAUGAGGCGUUGAUCGAAGAACGAGAGCAAGAUAUUAACAAGAUUCAUCAAAGUGUCGCUCAAGUGAAUGAAAUUUUUAGAGAUUUAGCUACAAUUGUACAGGACCAACAAGGAGCUAUCGACGAUAUUGAAACUCAUGUACAUGAGAGCAUGCAACAGACGCAGCAGGGUCUAAACGAGGUUAAAAAAGCAUCUGAUGCGCAAGGAUAUUGUACGCUACAAUAA
Plasmopara halstedii is the source of this 699-nucleotide messenger RNA. RefSeq names its product sulfate permease family. Lineage: Eukaryota; Oomycota; Peronosporomycetes; Peronosporales; Peronosporaceae. Gene Ontology annotation, molecular function: SNAP receptor activity; SNARE binding. Gene Ontology annotation, biological process: vesicle fusion; vesicle-mediated transport; intracellular protein transport. Bases 1 to 699 code for a protein of 232 amino acids. The record is from RefSeq and is a predicted model, not a curated record. Gene Ontology annotation, cellular component: membrane; SNARE complex; endomembrane system. The transcript has a single exon.